ACUACUAAUUAGUACACAACCAAACACCCCCUUAUAUUUUUUGCACCAUUUCCUAGUACACUCGUGUGCUUAAUAAACACUUCUAACUAAAAGUCUUUCUUCUUCUUUCUUUCUUCUUCUUCUUGUUAUGGCAGCAGGAACAGGAGCAGGAUCUCCAUGUGGAGCGUGCAAGUUUUUACGCCGAAAAUGCGCGUCGGAUUGCAUUUUCGCCCCGUAUUUCUGCUCCGAACAAGGCCCGGCCCGUUUCGCUGCCAUACAUAAGGUGUUUGGAGCUAGUAAUGUGUCUAAACUACUCUUACAUCUUCCUGUGCAUGACCGUUGUGAGGCUGUUGUUACUAUUGCUUAUGAAGCUCAAGCCCGGAUCCGUGACCCGGUUUAUGGUUGUGUUGCCCAUAUCUUUGCCUUGCAACAACAGGUUGCAUAUUUACAAGCACAAUUAGUACAAGCAAAGUCACAACUAGCCAACACUUUGGUAGACAACAGAAGCAUAGAAAAUCAAUGGACAACAACAACAACAACAACAACAAAUGGGAAUUAUCCAGGCAUUAUUCAAACAGCAGGUUUUCAGACACAAAGUUGCCCAACAACAACAACAACAACCAACAGAAAUAACAAUAAUAACAACAAUUACAUUAAUAAUAAUAAUCCAAUAUCUCCACAAAGUUCACUUGACUCAAUUGAUCAACAAAAUGUAAGUCAUGAUCAUCAUGGAAUGAUGGUAAUGGCAAUGCAAGACUAUGGUGGAGUAAUUCAGGCAAAAUCGGAGGGUAUUAUUGGAAAGAAAAGAACACAUAAUGAUAUGGGUGAGCUUCAAGAAUUGGCCCUUAGGAUGAUGAGAAAUUGAUUUUUAUUUUAUUAAUUAAUUUCUUGUCUUUUUUUUAUAUUUUAAAGAAAUUAGAGAUGAGAAAAAAGAAAAAUGGUGAUGGUGGUUUAAUGACUAUAAUCCCACAAAUGAUUGUAAAUAACAAGGGAUUGUCAGAGUUAGCUAGCUAAUUUUUAGUGCUUAGUAUAAAAAUACAAUGUUUGGCAUUAUUAUAAGAUGAGGUACACCCUAAUUUAUGGCAUUAUGUUUUUUUUUUUUUUUUUGAAUUUCUUCUUUUGAUCCAUACAAUUAUCAGUUGAUCAACAUCUUGAAUACGUAAUUAUUGUUUUUUUGUUGCUAAUAGAGGUGUUAAUAAUAUAUAAUGAUAUCUUAAUCAAACGGAACUAAGAAUAAUAAUGCCUUUAACAUAUGAGUAUAUGAUUUUGUCGAACUU
Molecule: messenger RNA, 1256 nt
Organism: Spinacia oleracea (spinach)
Lineage: Eukaryota; Viridiplantae; Streptophyta; Magnoliopsida; Caryophyllales; Amaranthaceae
Product: LOB domain-containing protein 16
Exons: 2
Coding region: 128-844 (238 amino acids)
Biological process (GO): positive regulation of DNA-templated transcription; hormone-mediated signaling pathway
Cellular component (GO): nucleus
Source: RefSeq, a predicted model, not a curated record